AUGAAUAACAGAGAGUACGACUAUUUGUUUAAGCUUGUUAUCAUUGGAAAUAGUGGAGUUGGUAAGUCAUCUCUACUUCUAAGAUACACUGAUGAUACAUUUAGUGAAAAUUAUAUCUCCACUAUUGGAGUUGACUUUAAGUUAAUUCAAAUUUUAAAAUAGAUUUAAAACAUUUAGACUAGAUGGCAAGGGCUUAAAGUUAUAGAUUUGGGAUACUGCUGGCUAAGAGAGAUUCAGAACCAUUACAAAUGCAUAUUAUAAAGGAGCUGAUGCGUACUCCAAUAUUUUCUAAACAAUAGAAUUGUCCUUGUGUAUGACACUACUUGCCAAUCAUCAUUUGAGGAAAUCGAAAAAUCUUGGAUAGAUGAGAUACAUAAGCAUGCUGGAAAAAAUACUACCAUUCUUUUGAUUGGAAAUAAAAGCGAUUUACCAAAUAAAACUGUUAUUACUGAGAAAGCAGAAAUAUAUGCAAAAGAGAAACUUAUGCUUUUCUAUGAAACUAGUGCUAAAACAUCACUUGGAGUAUCCCAAGCAUUUGAAGAAUUAUCAAGGUUACUUAUCAUAAAAAGAGACAUGAAAUUAAAAGAGAAAAAAAUAAAAAAAAAAUAAAAAAAUGUAUGAAUUCUCUUUAAGAAAAGGAUUCAUCCUCCGCAGGCUCUGAUAAAAAUCAUGCUUCUUAUACUCCAAAUGAACCAUAAGAGAAUAUUAAUUUAUGGUUAAGACCCAAUCCAAAAAAAGAAAAUGGGAAAUAGUAAUAAAGAUGUAAUUGUUGA
Paramecium octaurelia is the source of this 773-nucleotide messenger RNA. The record is from the annotation of a GenBank genome assembly. Lineage: Eukaryota; Ciliophora; Oligohymenophorea; Peniculida; Parameciidae.